AUGCAGUCCCCCCAAAAGGGAUUCCCACCUGGCAACAUGAGGCAGGGUCCACAGCAUGGAAGCACAAGGGGAGAAAGGGCGCACCCCCGGAACCCCACUCGCAAGAAGGGUAACCCAGUAACCUGGAACUGCACAAAGGCCACUCACAGCCCGCACAAAACGACUGAAACACAAGAGACACUCAAGGCACAGCUCCAAAGGCGGCCUUACAGAUGUGCAGAGACCCGACCUAAACUCCAGAGGGGCCCAGACUGGACGAGAGGACAGCAGAAGGAAAAGCAUAAAAUGGCUGCCAUGAAACUUCCAUACCAGGAUGGCAAUGACAGUCGACCACACCAAAAAAUAUGCAACACAGCCAAGACCCUGCGCUGCCUGCAAGGUGAAUCUGCCCUCUACAGGGGCGCCCUUACUCACCACACGACCGGAAUACAGAACAUGGAGCAAGUGAUCAGAGCAGACCACGAUCCGACAGGGUCGCUGCCCGGCGUACGAAACCGGCACAGAGCCCAUCCACAACCAACGAGGGAGGGGACCCCGCAACGCUCCGGGCCCACACGCCAAUCCUUCAGAGCUGGUGUCGGCUGA
This is a messenger RNA of Pelobates cultripes (western spadefoot toad), 585 nucleotides long. NCBI's taxonomy places the organism in Eukaryota, Metazoa, Chordata, Amphibia, Anura, Pelobatidae. The record is from the annotation of a GenBank genome assembly.